Molecule: messenger RNA, 1643 nt
Organism: Sphaeramia orbicularis (orbiculate cardinalfish)
Lineage: Eukaryota; Metazoa; Chordata; Actinopteri; Kurtiformes; Apogonidae
Product: probable G-protein coupled receptor 171
Exons: 6
Coding region: 273-1319 (348 amino acids)
Biological process (GO): G protein-coupled receptor signaling pathway
Cellular component (GO): membrane
Molecular function (GO): G protein-coupled purinergic nucleotide receptor activity
Source: RefSeq, a predicted model, not a curated record
GCGUGGCCUGUGGUCUGUCACUAUGACGACAGCUACAGGAAAACGUCCUCCACAUGUUUCAGACUGAGCACAAACCUACCCUGAUGCUCUGAACUGAUCAGACCCAGUCGGUGCCGAGGAGAACCUGCAGACCCGGCUAGUCCUCUGGACUCCAACACGUGGUUGGACGGCGGACGGCAGAGUCCCAGACGGGUCCACGGCGAAGGUUUUGAACUGGACCACGACUGAGACGAGACCAACGGAUCCCAGUCAGACCUCCAGUGGUUUUGACGAUGACUCCUGGGUCCAACUUCAGCGCUGAAGGAGCUGAGAAUGAGGGGAAGCGGUGCGUCGUCAACGACCAGAUGGAACCUUUCAUCGUCAUCUACAUCCUCAUUUUCAUCAUCAGUCUGUGUGGAAGUCUGAUGUCUGUGUGGACCUUUAUUCACAGCCCCAGAGACAAGCGCAGUGGGAGUGUCUACCUGAUGAACCUGCUGGCGGCCGACUUGCUGCUGCUGCUCGCUCUGCCCUUUAAAAUCCUGAAGGACCUCAGGGUGGCGUCCUGGUCCCUCAUGGUUUUCCACUGUCAGGCCAGCGCCGUCACCAUCUACAUCAGCCUCUACGCCUCCAUCGUCUUCCUCGCCCUCAUCAUCACUAACUGCUACCUGCAGGACUGUGAUGGCGUGUGUGCUCUGCGGCUGCAGGAGGUGGGCUUUGCUCGUCUUCUGUCCGUGGUCGUCUGGCUGCUGCUGCUGCUCAUCAUGGUGCCCAACAUGGCUCUGCCCAUACAGGAAGUCAAGGUGAGUCAGUAUCUCAGCUGUUCGUCCCUGAAGAAGGACCUGGGUUUACACUGGCAUGCCCUCACCGUCUUCCUCUGCACCGCCCUGUUCCUGAACGCCUUGGCGGCGGUGCUCAUCUCCAGCGGUCUGUCCCUGAAAAGGCUUCUGGGUAGUCGCGGCAACCCCGGACUGUGGGCGGAUGCCCGGCGCGUGGCGGUGAGCGUGACGGUGGCGUUGGCGGCCUACAUGCUCAGCUUCGUGCCGUACCACGCGGUCCGAACCCCGUACACACUGGCCCAGACCAAAGUCAUCAGCGACUGUCAGACCAAGAGGAGGCUGUUCCUGGGAAAAGAGUCGACGCUGAUGCUGGCGCUGGUUCACGUCUGCCUCCACCCACUGGUCUACUACUACCUCCACCCACCAUUCAGACGGACCGCACAAAGACUGAUGACCUGGAGGAGGGGGGAGGAGAAGGAUGGAGGAGGAGCAGGAGGAGGAGGACCAGGAGGAGAAGCUCCGACACAGGUGGAAAACCAUGAAGAAGAAAGAUUUAACCCAUAAAGACCCAAACAUCCACCGUCAACCACUAACUCUAUCAAUGCAUGUCAAUAGUUGGUGUAAAAUACACUUUUACCUCAAUUAUUCAGAGGAUAAAAUGUACAAAAAUGUAUAAAAUGGGAAUAAAAUGAGCAAAAUACUUGAAAAAUAAGAGAAAAAUGGACCAGAAACCCUUGAAAUAUGGCAUAAAUGUGAACAAACCCUUCAAAAGUGAAGAGAAACAGGAAAUACCGAAGGCUAAUGAUGUUCAUUUUGUCUUCUGUUAAUGUAAUUAUUAUGUAAUUAUUUAUUAUUUAUAGUUAUUAUGUAAUUAUUAUAUCUUUUUUC